AUGAUGCUUCUGCUGCUACUAUUACCGCUAUUAACUCUGUCUGAAGGUCUAGACGAGAAAAGGACAUUGCGACUUCGACACAAGCUUCUGGGCAACUACAGCCGAAACGUACAACCUUCAAGCUCUGAUGAUGACGGUGAUGACAGACUCUCAAUCACGCUGGGAUUCUGGCCCAUGGCCAUCGUGGAACUGGACGAGAGUAAGCAAGUCUUCACAUCGGUUGGAAGCAUCGUCAUGAGAUGGUUAGAUCCGGAUCUGGCGUGGAACGAGAGCGAGAUCUCGGAUAUCGGGGAGCUGAUUCUUCUUAUAGAUGACGUGUGGCUGCCUGAAUACACGAUCCUCAACCACGGGGAACGAAUCUCGAGUCGGUCGCUGUUUUCGAGAGUGACAGUAUUGAACAACGGUACCGUGACGUACGAAAUAACCGAUGUGUUCAAAACCAUCUGCACCGUUGACCUGACAAGGUAUCCCUUCGACCAACAGGACUGUGCGCUGAGGUUUAGUACGCUAACAGCGAAGUACAGUUUCGUCGAACAGGGGCCCUUCACGUUGGAAAUCACGGGAUACGGCUUUUUCACGGAAACCAAGGAAUGGGUUUUGACGGAGCUGUAUUCCUUCACGAAGACGUCCUAUGGGAUCAGCAAUGUGGACUUUCAUUUCAAAGUCCGCCGCUAUCCGCAGUUCUACGUGACCACAAUCAUAUUCCCGUUCGCCCUGCUUUCGGUGCUCAACUCCUUCGUGUUUCUGUUUCCGGUGGAGUCCGGAGAGAACAUGUCGUACCUCGUGUCCAUAAUCUGUCUUACGCCGUCUACCUCAACCUGA
Messenger RNA from Gigantopelta aegis, 822 nucleotides. Its product is annotated as acetylcholine receptor subunit alpha-like. Gene Ontology annotation, biological process: nervous system process; regulation of membrane potential; signal transduction. Gene Ontology annotation, cellular component: membrane; synapse; neuron projection. The record is from RefSeq and is a predicted model, not a curated record. Gene Ontology annotation, molecular function: transmembrane signaling receptor activity; extracellular ligand-gated monoatomic ion channel activity; neurotransmitter receptor activity. Lineage: Eukaryota; Metazoa; Mollusca; Gastropoda; Neomphalida; Peltospiridae. The transcript has a single exon. The coding region runs from base 1 to 822 and encodes 273 amino acids.